AUGGGCUCGUGUGCCUCGCGCUUGCCGGCGUCGGCGGCGGCGGCCGGGUCCGGGCGGGCAGUGGCCACCAAGACGGCGAAGGUGAUUCGUCUGGACGGCUCCAUGGCGCAGUACGCGGCGCCGGUCACGGCACGCGAGGCACUGGUUGACGCCGCCGGCGCGUCGAGCUUCCUAUGCAGCUCGGACGAGCUCCGCUUCGAUGCGCCCGCCCGCGCGCUGGCCGCGGACGAGGCGCUCCAGCCCGGGUGGCUCUACUUCGUGCUGCCCCUGUCUAUGCUCCGUCGGCCGCUCUCGGGGCAGGAGAUGACCGCCCUCGCCGUCAGGGCCAGCUCGGCGCUGGCCGUCGCGAGCGGCAUCUCGUCCCCCACGCGCGGCAAGAACGGAGCCGCGGUGGCUGGCGCCAACGCCAAGCGACGGAAGGUGGCGGCUCGAGUGGCACCUCUCGCUGACGAUGACGAUGUCGCGGAGCGGGACGGUGGAUGGGACCAGCACCUUGCGUACGACAAAUACGGUGGCGUGCGCAAGAGGGUGCUCGCCGCCGGUGAUGAGACGGCUGGGAAGGCGAGGAAGGGGAAUGGUUACGGUGGGAGGCGCAGCAGCCGUCAUCGUCGUCGUCGUGCAGGCGCGCAUAGGUUGAGCGCGAUUUUGGAGGCCGAUGACUUCUGA
Triticum turgidum subsp. durum (durum wheat) is the source of this 666-nucleotide messenger RNA. Lineage: Eukaryota; Viridiplantae; Streptophyta; Magnoliopsida; Poales; Poaceae. The record is from the annotation of a GenBank genome assembly.